Molecule: messenger RNA, 422 nt
Organism: Trichoderma atroviride IMI 206040
Lineage: Eukaryota; Fungi; Ascomycota; Sordariomycetes; Hypocreales; Hypocreaceae
Source: RefSeq, a predicted model, not a curated record
AUGUCAUUCAAUAUUCAUCAUGACUCGAGCUACCUUUGCCGACAGCGCUGAAACAUAUCAAGCGACCCUCAGGAGCCUCUUUUCUGGGAAGCCUGAAGAAACCGAAACUGAUUUGGCAAAAAUUUUCACCCCUUCGUUUCAAUUCGACGCUGUAGACGAACAUCACGACUUUAAUGGCUUUGUAGCGCAUAUGCGCCGCUUGCGCGAAAUGAAUCUAGUUGUCGAGCUCACGACGGUGCAAUUUCUGCGUGAUGGAAACCAGCUUGCGGAGCGGCACGCAUCGAAGACGACGUUGCAGGAUGGAACUGGGCUGCCUGCCGAGACUUUUAUGUUUGCGGAGGUUGCGGAAGAUGGGAGGAUUGAGUGGAUCAAGGAAGUGGUUGUGAGAUCGAAGAAUUGAUUGGCGCUGGCUUUGGAAGUUG